Mytilus trossulus (common blue mussel) is the source of this 6482-nucleotide messenger RNA. RefSeq lists its product as uncharacterized. Gene Ontology annotation, biological process: DNA integration. Gene Ontology annotation, molecular function: nucleic acid binding. The transcript has 2 exons. The record is from RefSeq and is a predicted model, not a curated record. Bases 227 to 6172 code for a protein of 1981 amino acids. NCBI's taxonomy places the organism in Eukaryota, Metazoa, Mollusca, Bivalvia, Mytilida, Mytilidae.
GUCACACUCCGGAAAUUUACGGAUCUGUUCCGUCAUUAUGUUGAUUUUUAUGAUGAUGUCUGCCAAUCGGCAACAGCGGCAAAGCCAAACAAACUUUUUUUAUGGUAUUCAACCCUCCACAGGUUUUUUACCCUCUCUGGAGGUCUGCAAUAAAAGAUAGUAACAACUCAGGUUCAGCUUAUCUUUGACAUUACAGUAAAAAACCUCGGUAUCGGGAAGAAUAACCAUGGAUUCAGAAAGAACUUUUCGUGAGGCAAGGAGACUUACUCCAGAAGGACAAUUGAUGUUCGAGGAGAAUGUAAGACAGUUUACUUCAAAACUACGAAUUCAACACAGAUAUAUAGACAUGAUUUUUGGAGAUAUACAUGAGCACACCCAUAUGACUAAACCAUUAGCUUGUACUUAUAAACAAGAACUAAUGAAACAUUUUAAGGAAUAUGAAGAAAUUUCUCGCAAAUAUGACGACUAUUUAAUUUCUCAACGGUGUGAUGAAAGUUCUCGUGAAAGAUCUUCGCAUAAUUUGAUUGCUAGUUCGUUACAACAGCAAGUCUCUAAAGCAAUAGAUAAGCUAGAAGCAAUGUUGCAAACCUUUGAUAUGGAAGAACUAAAUAAAAUUAAAAGUGAACAAUUAACAGAAAUCAUUCAACCACCUGACGCAUUUAGAGAACCGUCAAAUACUGGUGUAGAUAGAAAAUCUAAUUGUUCAAGAGGAAGUUCUCAUCUUUCUCGACAGAGAGCCAAAGUUGAAGUCGCAAAGACCAGAGCAAAAUUUGCACAAGAAGAAGUUGAACUUAUGCGUAAACAAACAGCCAUACAAGCAGACAUGAAACUUCUAAGUGUGAAACGCGAUAUAGAGGAAGCGGAAUGUGAACUCAGAGUCUUGAAUGAGAAUUUUGAUGAAGAUUGUGCUAUUUCAGAGCCAAACAAAGAAGACGUCAAAAGACGUACUGCAGAAUUCAUACUAAAACAAACUGAUCAAAAUGCCAAUAUGCCUUUAACUCAAAAUUUAAAUGUUGAUGCACCUACAUUUAAACCAGCAGUAGUAAAUCAAAUGCCUACUGCCACAUUUACUCAGACAGACGCCUGUAGAGAGUUUACACAAUUCAUUGUUAAAAAGGACUUGUUGUUAUCACGGCUCUGUAAAUAUGAUGACACACCUGGUUAUUUCUUAGCUUGGAAAGCAAGUUUUACAAAUGUAAUGCGUGAAUUAAACGUUACUCCGUCUGAAGAAUUAGACUUAUUGGUAAAAUGGUUGGGACCCGAAAGUUGCAAACAAGCAUUGAGCAUUCGAGCAGCUAAUGCAGGAAACGCAUCUCAAGGUGUAGCCAGAAUUUGGGCUAGACUUCAAGACAGAUUUGGAAGUCCCGAAAUUGUAGAAAGUGCUUUACGUAAGAAACUUAAUAACUUUGCCAAAAUCGGUAAUAAAGACAAUAAACGUUUAUUUGAGCUUUUUGACAUAGUUUCAGAAAUAGAAGCAGUUAAAGAGAAUGACAUGUAUAGAAGUAUUUUUAGUGUUUAUGACUCAUCGGCUGGUGUAAACAUUAUAAUAGCAAAACUGCCAUAUAAUAUCCAAGAAAAAUGGACAACAGAGGCCACCAGAUAUAAGACUCAAAACCACAUGGUAUAUCCACCAUUUACAGUAUUUACCCAGUUUUUGCAAAGGAUUGCAAAAAUGAAAAAUGAUCCCAGUUUUUUCUUUGAGGAUUGUCGAGAAGCCAAAGUACAGAAUACUACAAAUACAACAAACAAUCGUUAUGGAAAUACAAGAAAUCAGAUAUCUUGUGCACGUACUGAAACCUCAUUGUCGAAACCGUUCACUGAUAAAGUAAAAAGUUCAGACUCGGUAUGUCCUGUGCAUGGAACUAAUCACUUACUGAAUGAAUGUAGAGGAUUUCGCAUGAAACCAAUUUCAGAACGAAGGGAGUUCUUAAAGAAGAAUGGAACUUGUUUUCGCUGUUGUGGGCCUAAACGCCAUCUUAGAAGAGACUGCAAAGAGUUCUUGAAAUGUUCAGUCUGUCAAAGUCGGGAACACCCUUCUGCUUUACAUACCGAUAUCGGAAAUAUUAGAAAGAACAAACCCACAGAAUCUCACGAGGGGGAGAAUGAAUCAGGAGAAGUUAUAACAGCAUGCACACAAAUAUGUGGUCAAGUAUCUGGCACCAGUAAGUCAUGUUCAAAACUUAUGUUAGUAAAAGUGUAUCCAAAAGGACAACCUGAACAAUCACACAUGAUGUAUUCUUUAAUAGAUGAUCAAAGUAACAAGUCAUUGGCCACUUCCAACUUCUUUUAUUUGUUUUCUGAUAAUGGACCAGAAACUGAAUAUGUUUUGUCGUCUUGUGCUGGAAAAUUUACAUCAUCUGGACGUUUAGCUAGGGACUACGUGAUAGAAGCUUUAGAUGGGUCAUGUGCAUUUGACUUACCAACUAUCAUAGAAUGUAAUGACAUUCCGAACAAUAGACAGGAAAUAGCGUCCCCUAAUGUGGCUAUGCAAUAUCCUCAUCUUGUAGACAUUGCUCCUUACAUUCCUGAAAUCUAUGAGCAUGCACAGAUUGAUCUUUUGAUAGGAAGAGAUUUGAUAUUAGUUCACCAUGUACUCGAUCAACGUCUUGGCAAAGGUAACCUCCCAUAUGCACAGAAGCUGCCUUUAGGUUGGGCUAUAAUUGGUGAAGUGUGUCUCGGAAAAACUCAUCCGCCUGGCAUUCUAGAUUUCGUUAAUGUAAACAAGACUACCAUUUUGAGUAAUGGCCGUGCUACUUUUCUUAAACCUUGCCAAAGUGAAUUACAAGUAGGUACAAACAUUUUCCGUACAACUGACAACGAUGAAAAAAUUGGAGCAUCAAUCGAAGAUGAUACAUUCCUGAAGAUCAUGAAUUCAGGUUUUGUUAAAAAUUCAGAUGGUUGUUGGGUUGCUCCAUUGCCCUUCCGUGAGCAUCGGCCAAUAUUAGAAAACAACAAACAAGUAGCUUUGAAGAGAGCAAAAUCUUUCGAUUACAGCUUGAAAAUUAAUUCUACAAAACGAGAACAUGUCAUACAAUUCAUGCAGAAAAUCAUUGAAAAUGGUCAUGCUGAAAUAGCGCCACCAUUGGCUAUAUCGUCUGAAUGUUGGUACUUACCUAUGUUUGGGAUAUAUCACCCCAGAAAACCUGACAAUAUCCGAGUGGUAUUUGAUGCGUCCGCAGUGUGUAAUGGUCAUUCAUUAAAUAACGUUCUGUUAAAAGGACCAGACCUCACAAACAGCCUGUUAGGCAUUUUACUACGUUUUCGAAAAGAGGCUAUAGCAGUAACUGCUGACGUCGAACAAAUGUUCUAUAAUUUCAAAGUGAGUGAAGAGCAUCGUAAUUACCUUCGUUUCAUUUGGCAUUCUGAUAAUGACAUAGAAAAACCAUUGAUUGAUUACCGUAUGACUGUUCACGUGUUUGGCAACAGUCCCUCGCCGUCAGUGGCAACUUAUGGACUUCGAAAAUCUGCUGAGACUGCUGAUCAAGAUGUGAAGGAUUUUGUAAAUCGCAACUUUUACGUAGACGAUGGUCUGUUGUCGUGUCAAAAUGUUGAGACAGCUGUUGAUUUAGUUAAGAGAACUCAAAGUGCAUUGUCAAGUGGUGGUAAUCUGAGGUUACAUAAAAUAGCCUCAAAUAGCAAACAUUUGUUAAGCCAGUUUCCAGUUGAUGAUCUGGCUAAAAAUCUCAAAGAUCUGAAAUUUGAAAAUGACUGCUUACCUUUGCAAAGAAGCCUAGGUAUGGCUUGGGAUAUUAACAAUGACUGUUUUACCUUUCAAGUAGCGCAUGACAUCAAGCCAUUUAGCAAGCGUGGUGUAUUAUCAACGAUCAACUCACUGUUUGAUCCGAUUGGCUUCACAGCCCCUGUUUCAGUUCGUGGUAAACUUCUCUUACGUGAUAUGAUGACUUCACUAGGACACACUGAAUGGGAUGACCCAUUACCUGAUACUUACCUACAUCCAUGGAAGCAGUGGAUUAAUACGUUACCUGAUCUUGAACAAUGCUGUAUUCCGCGUAUGUAUAGUGACAUCUCAUAUGCAGAAGCUUCGAACAGAGAAGUUCAUAUCUUUUGUGAUGCUUCCAAAGAGGCAAUAGGUGCAGUGGCUUAUUUGAGAUUAAUUGACUCACACCAUGUAACAGUUAGUUUUUUAUUGGGAAAAGCUAAGGUUGCGCCUUCGCAUGGGAAUACUAUUCCUCGAUUAGAACUGUGCGCUUCUGUUCUUGCCGCAGAAUUAUCAGAUCUUGUCAAAGAGCAUCUAGGUAUAGAUCAAAGUGAAAUGUACUUUUACUCAGACAGCAAAAUAGUGUUAGGUUACUUGACAAAUGAGUCAAAGAGAUUUCAUGUAUACGUAGGAAACCGAGUGCGACGAAUUCGAGUCUCUUGUGAUCCAAAACGAUGGAGUCAUGUUUCAACUGAAAAUAAUCCAGCAGAUAUUGCAACACGUGGAAUUAACCCUGCAGAGUUAUCAAAUAGUUUAUGGAUAAAGGGACCAGCAUUUCUUUAUGACAUAUCCCUUGAAAAUUUAGAUAACGGUCCACAUCAGUUGGUUGAUGCUGAUAGUGACAAGGAGAUUCGCCCAGAGGUGCAAGUAGCUAAAACACAAACUGUAGCUCAAAAUAAUGUACAUAGAUUAGGGACACACAGAUUCUCAAAGUUUUCAGAAUGGAGAACUUUAGUCAGAGCAAUUUCCUCAUUGAAACAACGUGUUAGAAAUCGAGCUCAUCAUGACGAUAAACCUGAACAUUUAGAUGCAUACAAACAACCAGAUGCUUUGAAACAAGCUCAACAAUUCAUAAUUCGUGAGGUUCAAAUGGAAAAUUAUAGAGACGAAAUAGACAGUAUCAAACAUGGAAAAUCGUUACAUAACAACAGUUCUCUCUCGCAACUAUCGCCCAUACUUGAUGUUGAUGAUACCUUAAGAGUUGGUGGUCGCUUACGAAACUACAAAGAUUGUUCAGAUCUUUCAAAACAUCCUAUUAUCUUACCAAAACAUCACCAUAUAUCAUUACUUAUUGUUCGACACUUCCAUGAAAAAGUGGCUCAUCAAGGCAGAAGCCUCACAGAUGGUGCUAUCCGUACAGCUGGUUUUUGGAUUUUAGGCAGUCGUCGUUUAGGUUCUUCAUUGCUGCAUAAAUGUGUGAUAUGUCGUAAGCUUCGUGGUUGUUUCGGUUGGCAGCAAAUGGCAGAUUUGCCUCAGGACAGAUUGACACCAUCACCGCCAUUUACAUUCGUCGGUGUUGACACUUUUGGCCCAUGGCCUAUAGCUUAUAGACGCACUCGUGGAAUACAAGCUAAUCAGAAAAGAUGGGCACUUAUGUUUACAUGCCUUGUCAGUAGAGCAAUUCAUAUAGAGGUCAUAGAGGAGCUCAGCAGUGCUUCAUUUAUAAAUGCGUUGCGUCGUUUCAUUGCCUUAAGGGGUGAAGUUAAACAAUUCCGUUCAGAUAGGGGAACAAAUUUUGUUGGCAGUUCAAAAGAGUUAAAUAUGAUUACUGAAUUUGUUGAAAAAGACUCUGUGAAAAGUUUUCUCUCAAACAACGACGUCUUGUGGCAAUUUAAUCCUCCACACGCCUCCCACAUGGGAGGCGUGUGGGAAAGGAUGAUUGGUGUUUCACGUAAGAUUCUCGAUUCAAUGUUAUUACGAGAAGGUUCGAAAAAUCUUACGCAUGAAGUUCUAACUACCUUGUUAUCGGAGGUAACAGCAAUAGUGAAUGCAAGACCCUUGGUUCCAGUGUCAACGGACCCAGAAUCACCAUGCGUUCUUUGUCCGGCAAUGCUUUUAACACAUAAAACAAAUCAGGACAAUAUUUCUUUUCCAACGUUUGGAAAGAAAGACAUGUUGAAAUCUCAAUGGAAGCACACUCAAUUUCUAGCAGAAGAGUUUUGGAACCGCUGGCGUAACGAAUAUUUAAACCGUCUACAAACUCGACAAAAAUGGACUGGUGAAAACAGUAAUAUGAAGGAAGGCGAUUUAGUACUUUUAAGAGAUAAUGAAUGUGCUCGCAACUAUUGGCCAGUCGCAAUCGUUGAAAAGACAUUCCCUAGUUCUGAUCAGAAAGUCAGAAAGGUUCAAAUUCGUGUCGUGCGUGAUGGGAAACCGGUUAGUUAUGUGAGACCAAUCAACGAACUAGUAAUGUUGGUAGAGCAUGUGGAAAUAAAAGAAAGUGAAAUAGACUAAUGAUUAUGAUUUUAAUUUGUUGAAUCUUCAAAUAGUCAGAACAUUUAACAACAGUUAUAACAUUUUGCAUUGAUAAUUUGUUCAUGUUAUUUUAAAUUUGUUUAUAAAUUGGUGAUUUCAGUUUGAAAUCAGAGGGGGAGUGUAUUGUCACACUCCGGAAAUUUACGGAUCUGUUCCGUCAUUAUGUUGAUUUUUAUGAUGAUGUCUGCCAAUCAGCAACAGCGGCAAAGCCAAACAAACUUUUUUUAUGGUAUUCAACCCUCCACAGGGUGAGUUUUCUGAUAAACUGUAGUUUAUAACCUUUAUUUGU